Molecule: messenger RNA, 8329 nt
Organism: Micropterus dolomieu (smallmouth bass)
Lineage: Eukaryota; Metazoa; Chordata; Actinopteri; Centrarchiformes; Centrarchidae
Gene: scrib
Product: scribble planar cell polarity protein
Exons: 43
Coding region: 962-6385 (1807 amino acids)
Biological process (GO): neurotransmitter receptor transport postsynaptic membrane to endosome; neurotransmitter receptor transport, endosome to postsynaptic membrane
Cellular component (GO): adherens junction; postsynaptic membrane; postsynaptic density
Molecular function (GO): protein binding
Source: RefSeq, a predicted model, not a curated record
CUAGACAGUAACGCGUGUGGCCUGCGCUCCAGCCCAGCCCCCCACACGCCAAACCGGCCUGCCUUGGCUCGACAAGGGGAGGGAGACGCGGCUGUUGCUGAAUCUACUGCUCUUGCUGGUGGCAUUUUACGUACGUCGCAUUAAAACAGCAGUCACGGAGCCGUUUUUUUUAACGUGUUUUGGAAUGUUGCUGUUAAACACAACCGGUCAGUUAAGAAGAUGUUUCCGUAGCUCUCGUUAUACUAACGUUAGUUAACGGCAGUUAGGCACAAAGGCGUUCAGUCAGCUACUAGCCUAGGUUAGCUACGGGUAACUAGCUUGCUAACAACACAGCCGGUGAGGACGAGCACAUCCUUGCGCAGCCAUACUCGGGUUAAUCUCUGCUGGCUCGCUCCGCCGGUUACGUUAGCCGUUUUGUGGUAGUGAUUUAUCUGUAAGUCAAGCGGUUGUUUUAGCAGUCGCCACUCAUGCCUCUGAUACUUAAAGCAACGGUACCGCAUAGCUGGGUCGUUGGUUGCAUGUUUUUCAGCUAGUAGCCGCGACUGGGCUUCGGGCUCAUACAGGGAUGGUGGCGGUAGCAAAACAAGCUAACGUUACUCCGUAUCUGCGAAGAAGUGAGUGCGAGAAGUGAGGAGACACUUCGGCCAAGUGGGAGUUCUCAGUUUUGUUUAUGUUACUUGUAAUUUCGGGGGUGAAUGACGCGGGGACGCGCCUGACUAUCCUUGAACGCUGCUUGAACUGAAACUGGAGAAAUCGCUAACAGAUCGAAGGGGAUUAUUUUUGUGUCUCUAAGUGGAUUCGGCCUCCUGUUCAGAAUCGUCGUGGGAACACAGCAAGUGAUUUGACCUUGAGUGAGCCCACUCCCACAAAAUAUCUAAUCUCCCGCCGACCCCCCUUGCUUCACCCUCCGAUGCGGAGACUUCAGUAGCACCGGCAACCCUAUCCCCCACGGCGGCCGGACAUGCUGAAGUGUAUCCCCCUGUGGCGCUGCAACCGCCACGUCGAGUCGGUGGACAAGCGGCAUUGCAACUUGCAGACAGUCCCUGAUGAGGUGUUCCGCUACAGUCGCAGCCUGGAAGAACUUCUCCUCGAUGCCAACCAACUCAAAGAGCUACCAAAGCCUUUCUUCAGACUACUGAACCUACGGAAGCUCGGCCUGAGUGACAAUGAGAUCCAGAGACUCCCUCCUGAGGUGGCCAACUUCAUGCAGCUCGUGGAACUGGACAUCUCCAGAAAUGACAUUCCUGAGAUCCCUGAGAGCAUUAAGUUUUGCAGGGCCUUGGAGAUCGCAGACUUCAGUGGAAACCCCCUGUCCAGAUUGCCGGAUGGUUUCACUCAGCUCCGAGCGUUGGCACACUUGGCACUCAAUGAUGUGUCGUUGCAGACGUUGCCCAACGACAUUGGAAACCUGGCCAACCUGGUGACGCUGGAGCUCAGGGAGAACCUGCUCAAGUCUCUUCCCACGUCGCUCUCUUUCCUGGUGAAACUGGAACAGCUGGACCUGGGCAGCAAUGAACUGGAAGUUUUGCCGGAUACCCUUGGUGCUCUUCCCAACCUGAGGGAGCUAUGGCUGGACCGUAACCAGUUGUCCUCAUUACCACCAGAGCUGGGGAACCUCCGGAGACUGGUGUGUCUGGAUGUGUCCGAGAAUCGUCUGGAGGAGCUUCCCUCAGAGCUGAACGGCCUCCUGGCUCUCACUGACCUGCUGCUGACACAGAACCUGCUGGAGGUCAUCCCAGACAGCAUAGGCUGCCUGAAACAGCUGUCCAUCUUGAAGGUGGACCAAAAUAGACUGACCCACCUGACUGAUUCAAUAGGAGAGUGUGAAAACCUCACAGAACUCGUCUUGACAGAAAACCUUUUACAGUCACUUCCUCGCUCGCUGGGCAAGCUGAAGAAGCUGACCAACCUGAAUGUAGACCGUAACCGCUUGGGCAGCGUGCCCAAAGAGCUGGGCGGCUGUGCCAGCCUCAACGUUCUCUCUUUGAGAGACAACCGCCUGGGCAAACUGCCUGCUGAGCUUGCAGAUGCCACUGAGCUGCAUGUGUUGGAUGUGGCUGGAAACAGAUUACAAAACCUGCCUUUUGCCCUGACAAACCUCAAUCUGAAGGCCAUGUGGCUCGCAGAGAACCAGUCACAGCCAAUGCUCAAGUUUCAGACUGAGGACGACGAGCGCACAGGAGAGAAGGUGUUGACCUGCUAUUUGCUGCCCCAGCAGCCUUCUCCGAGCCUAGAGAACUUGCUGCAAAACAGUGUGGAUGACAGUUGGACAGACAGCAACCUGAACCGAGUGUCAGUCAUUCAGUUCCAGGAAGAGACCAAGGCUGAGGAAGAGGAUGAUGAGGCUGCUGCAGAGCGCAGAGGUCUCCAGCGCAGAGCCACGCCGCACCCUAGUGAGCUGAAGGUGAUGAAGAAGGUGAUUGAGGAGAGGAGGAAUGAAGCUUACACAUCCAGGCCUGAUGGAGAAGAGUCUCCUAAUCCACAGGAGAAGCGGCUCAGUGACCUCUCCAAUCAGAGCCGUGACUCCCAGGUGUCCAAUAGCACACUGUCGGCCACCUCCCAUGAGGACAGACAAAAUGUGACUGCAGCCUCGCACAGGGAGGAUCUUGUAGAUGGCCACUCCCCUCAGGAGGACGAAGAGCUGGAUGAAAUGGAGGUGGAGUACAUUGAGCCCACUGUGCACUUUGCAGAGGAGCCCAUCUUCCGUGGUGGCGAUGAGGACGACGAGGAGGAUGGUGAGAGGAGUGAUGUGGAAGACGAGAGGCCGGCUUUUCCUGCAGAGAAGCAGCGUCUGAUCAGAAAGGACACGCCACACUACAAGAAGCACUUCAAGAUCACCAAGCUGCCCAAGCCCGAGACGGUGGCUGCGUUGCUGGAGGGCUUCAGCCCCGACUCCCUCAACUCUCCGACACAGGCUGCUGAGAAUGAGCAGGAUGAGGAGGAGGAGGAGGAGGAGCAGGAGCAGGAAGAGCAAAGUAUAUGUACCCCUCAGCAUAAUCACAGAAUGGAGGCACUUGAGGACAGCCGGCUCCAGGUCAAUUCCAGUCAAGUAAAGGGGGUGUCAUUUGAUCAAGUCAAUAAUCUGCUGAUUGAACCUGCUCGAAUUGAGGAGGAAGAGCACACCUUGAUCAUCCAGCGACAAACAGGUGGCCUGGGUAUCAGCAUUGCUGGAGGGAAAGGAUCUACACCGUACAAAGGAGAUGAUGAGGGAAUCUUCAUCUCAAGAGUAUCUGAGGAGGGUCCGGCAGCCAGAGCAGGGGUGAAAGUAGGAGACAAACUCCUAGAGGUGAAUGGAGUGGACCUCCAUGAAGCAGAACAUCACACAGCAGUUGAAGCUCUUCGUAGCUCUGGUGCUACAGUUUCCAUGACAGUGCUACGGGAGCGUAUGGUGGAGCCAGAGAAUGCCAUCACCACCACGCCACUGCGGCCAGAGGAUGACUACUUCCCGCGGGAGAGACGGAGCAGUGGCCUCGCCUUCAACUUGGAGACGACUCCCAGCGGGCCUCAGCAGCGACUCUCCACCUGCCUGAUCCGAAACGACAAGGGGCUGGGAUUCAGCAUCGCAGGGGGUAAAGGCUCCACGCCCUACCGCACAGGAGACACGGGAAUCUAUAUCUCUCGCAUCGCAGACGGGGGAGCGGCACACAGAGACAGCACGCUGCGAGUAGGCGACAGGGUAAUCUCUAUCAAUGGUGUAGACAUGACAGAGGCCAGGCAUGACCAGGCAGUAGCGCUUCUUACCGGCACCUCCCCCACCAUCGCCCUCCUAGUGGAGCGAGACCCGAAUGCACCAGUGGGCUCUCCAGGUCAAUCCCGGGCACGAGCCCACUCCCCUCCACCCCCAGAACCCUCAGAUUCACCAGACCAGGAGGAGGAAGGCCUUUCCCUUCAUGGGAACCACCUGAGCCAGAUGGAGGACGAGUAUCCCAUCGAGGAAGUGACCCUGGUGAAAUCAGGCGGCCCUCUAGGCCUGAGCAUCGUAGGAGGCAGCGAUCAUGCCAGUCACCCAUUCGGCGUCAAUGAACCUGGGGUGUUCAUCUCAAAGGUGAUUCCUCACGGUUUAGCGUGUCAAAGUGGACUGCGUGUUGGGGACCGAAUAUUAGAAGUGAACACCAUCGACUUGCGCCAUGCCACACACCAGGAAGCUGUGCGAGCCCUGCUGGCCAACAAGCAGGAGAUCCGUAUGUUAGUACGGAGGGACCCUUCACCGCCUGGGAUGCAGGAAAUUGUGAUCCAGAAGCAGCCCGGGGAGAAGCUUGGCAUCAGUAUUCGUGGAGGGGCCAAGGGUCACGCAGGAAACCCCUUUGACGCCACAGAUGAAGGCAUCUUCAUCUCUAAGGUUAGUUCGACCGGUGCAGCAGCAAGAGACGGCCGACUGCAGGUUGGCAUGCGUAUCCUGGAGGUGAACAAUCAUAGCCUGCUGGGGAUGACGCACACGGAGGCAGUGCGAGUGCUCCGUGCUGUCGGAGACUCCCUGGUCAUGCUGGUGUGUGACGGCUUCGACCCACGAAAGGAGUCUGCCGUGGAGGCGUCUCCUGGCAUCAUUGCCAACCCAUUCACAACAGGCAUCGUCCGCAAGAACAGCAUGGAAAGCAUCUCUUCUAUAGACCGAGACCUGAGCCCAGAGGAGAUGGACAUCAUGCAGAAGGAGUCUGAGAUGGUGAGAGAGACGUCGCAGUGGGAGCGAGAAGAGAUGGAGAAAGUGGAGCGUAUGCGCUUGGAGCGUGAGGAGGCAACUCGCCUGCUAGAAGAGGAGACUGAGAACAUUGGCACCGGACCUCUAAAACUUGACUACAAAACCCUGGCUGCGCUGCCCACAACCAGUCUGCAGAAACUCAAUAGGGCGCCACCUUCUGAUUUCACCAGGACGGACAGCCCAAUCAGGGAAGCACCUUAUUCUCCCAUCAUCCAACCGGCCAACGUUCAUUACACCUCAUCUCCUACUGCCAAGGAUGACAUUUCCUCAUCAACGCGACCGGGUGCCAUCCAGCCAGUUGGGCGCGUGCGCCAGAGUAACUCCCCUGCCACUCCGGACGGUCACAGUCCCAACCCCUUCCAGCAUGGCCCCUCCCCCUUCAACUCCCAGACCUCUGACCUGUAUGGUGUGAGGAACAAUUUCCACCCAAAGCAACCUUCUCCAGAGCCUGAGUUGAACAACGAGGUGUUUGAUGAUGACAUAGAUGGUCAGGAGGGAGCUGGUAAGGGUGUGAGCGGCAAGUUCUCCCCCCGUCGGGAGUAUAUCAGCCUGGCAGCAGUGCCUCGCCUCUCCAGGGUUUCCACGGACCUGCAGAGUCCUUCUCCCAGUGGUAGGGGCACCCCAGAGCAGCGCUCGUUCAGGGACCGACAGAAGUAUUUUGAGAUUGAUGUGAAGCAGCAGACGCCAGACAAACCUAAACCUCGAGUCUCUCUUGUUGGAGAAGAUGACCUCAAGAAAAUGAGGGAGGAAGAAGAGAGAAAGUUUGAGCAGCGGGCGCGGGAGUACUUGCUGGAUGAAGACGAUGACGAGGAGGAAGAGGAGGACCUGGCUAAGCAGGUGGCACAGAUGAAGGCCUCCGGCAAAGUGUUGUUGGAUGGAGUGGAGUACAACGUGGAGCCGGUAUCCACCCCAUCCCAGCACUGCUCCACACCACCAAGCUACAACGCCACACCACCGAGCUACUGUGGCAGCUCAGGGCCAUCCUCUGUUGAUGGUAAGGGAGACUCUCAGAGGAAUUCACUGGAGGAUGGCUUCAGGCUGGAGCAGAGGCCCAACUCCAUGACUGGUCUGAUCCCGGUGUAUCCCGGAGAGACGGCGGCUCCCAUCCGCACUGCCAAAGCAGAGCGCAGACACCAAGACAGACUUCGUAUGCAGAGCCCCGAGCUGACUGUGGCCCCUGACAAGGACCUGUCCCCUGCUGAGAAACGAGCUCUGGAGGCUGAGAAGAGAGCCAUGUGGAGGGCAGCACGAAUGAAGUCUCUGGAGCAGGAUGCACUGAAGGCUCAGAUGGUCAUCGCCAAGUCUCGGGACGGGAAGAAACGUGGGACACUAGACCAACUGACGGAGUCGCCCUCGCCCGCCCCCACACCCUCUCCAACACCUAUGGAAGAGCUCAGUCCUCGAGGACUAACCUCUCCAGGCCGGCUGUCCCUGUCGUCAAAGAAGUUUGACUACCGACAGUUUGCUGCCAUUCCUUCUUCCAAACCCGUAUACGACAUCCAGUCCCCUGAUACAGUCGAUGACGUGCAGUUCCACGACGACGGCUCCACUAACCCAGGGCCUACUGCAAGUCCUGAGGUCUCCACCCCGCUGCCUGCCACCUCAGCCCUGGAGGAGAUGGCCCUUUACAGCAACAAGCGCAAACUGAGGCAGGGCCGCCGCAGCCUGGAAACCGCUGUGCCCACGUAACACCUCACACUGAGAGAAGAAAUGCGAAGACAUAAUGCGAACACAGACACACAUUUUCAUUCACUGUGGAGUACUGGUAACACGUGGGUGCAUCCACAGGAGGUGCAGAGUCACUAAACACUACAGUGUCAGUAGAGCGAGAUUUACUUUCCUAUAUAUAACCACUGCAGAGACUAAGAAGCUGAUAGUCACCACACGUACACACUCACUUAUAUCCUGCGUGCCAGUCUUGCCUAUACAGUCUGUGAAUGAGUUGGCAAGUUGCUCAACAGUCCCUCAAGGGCAAGAACGAGCUCGUGUGGUUAGCUAGGAUUGCUACUUACAGACCAUUUGUUUUUAUUUGUUCUACACUCAGUUUACCUUUUUAGCUGAUCUGUUUUAAAAAGAGUUUUUAGUUUUUAAUUCUCGCACCUCCAAUGAUUCUGCUGUUUUAGAAAAAAAAAACAUACUGGAAGAGAAAAGAAAUGGGUCUUAGCUAUACUAACUUCUUGAAAUGAUAUUUUUAGGCUUUCAGUGAAUAGAUUGUAAAAUGUCAGGGGUUUCUUUAACCUGGGGUGGACAGGAGUGUAUAUAUUAAUUGAGGAGGGAACAUCCUGCUACCUUCAUAGUCAAGUUGUGGAGCUUUAAAAACAACAAACAGUACAUAUCUUUUUUUGCACUGUCACUGAUCAGCUUUUUAAGAAUAUCUUAAUUUAUUGUUUUACUAAAAUUAAAGGUGUUCCAUUUUAACCCUUCCAGCCCUUUUGGGCACAAAGAGCAUGACUGAUGCUUCUAAUCAUUUAUCAUUACAAAAAUGUAGAAUAGAUAUGGGUCAAAGCUUUUAACUAAUAAAUCACAUAUCAGUUAAUCUAUUAUAUACACUUAUUCUCCAGGGGUUUUUAAAAGAAGCAUAUCUACAAAUUAGAUUGCUUGGACAAUGUACAGCUGUUGCACAUCUGUGUCACAACUCACCAAUGGGUUGGACCAAAAUAUCGGUGAGUCAUCGGUCCAGAUUUAUUGACUGUUACAUUCCCCUUGUAUAGAAUAUAACUCCACUCGAGGUUGCAGCAUUGAGCUGGCAGUUUCACAGAAAAGGUUGAGAAUAUCAAAGUUUGACAACAUACAUUUUUAGCAUAAUGUACUAAUUAACGGUACUUAUCCUCCCUGUUUAGGGUAUCUUUUAUUUUACCAAUGUGAAUCAUUAAUUUCUAUCCUAGAGCUAUAUGGAGGUAUUCCAGAGUGACGUGAAGGUAGCAGGUGUUUUAUAUUUCUGUCUAUGGUUAAUUUAAAUCUGAUGCCACUGAAAAAUCAUUUAUUGUGUGAAUAAUGUACAAAUAAUGAAAGGAAAGCAAACUUGGGUCUGAAACUGAGCCAGUCUUGACCUAGACCAAGCGAGUGUCUGGACUGCUGAUGUGUCUGGGUUUGGACAGGCCUGGUAUCAGGACACUCUCUGCAUGUAUAUUGGUUUGUUAAUGGGAGAGCUGCGAGAGGCAGAACCAAUUUAGAAAUCCCUCUCAAGAUAUUGAUCUCAUUCAGUUCACUGCUUGACACACUUGUCAGUUUAUGUAUCUGAUGGGUAUUUUUGCAGAAUCACAGCAUAGUAGCAUUUGUUAAUUUAAUGUAGGUCUUCUAAUGAUAGCUUUCCAUGUUGCUCUCACUGACUGAAAUUCAGUUUGUUUGAUAACAUUUGCAAUGGCUGAUAUUUCUUUUUUUUUUUAAACUUACAGUAGGUAAAUCGUUUUUCAGAUGGGUUUCACUACAUUAUUAAUGCAGUGUUUCAUGUUUGUGUGUUUUAUUCUUUUGUCUUGAGUUCUCUUUGGGGGCUUUUACUUUGCAAAUAGGUCGGAGGGAAAGGGGUCAAGGGUUAGAGCUCAUACAAGACUGUAACUAGUGAAUUUGUACAACCAAAGAAGUCUAUUUUGUGGUUCAGGAAUAAUAAAUUUUACUUUUCAUUUAAGAAGCUGA